AUGGCCAUGGAUGUGCACGGCUGUCCAUCUUCCAAGCCAGAGAAGAACACCAAAAUCUUGAACACUACCUAUCACGCACCUCACACCGUCAACAUUACUAGCGGUCAGCAGAACAUCUACAACAGCCAUGGUUUUUGCGAAGUCGAUGCAACAGUCCCAUACGGCAGAAAUUCCACCUUACACUUUUCAGUCUACUUGCCAGAUGCAUUACCCUACAAUGGCCGCUUCAUGGCCGUCGGUAAUGGUGGAAUGGCCGGAGUCUUGGAUAAGACAGCCUUGAUGCAGCAGCUGAACUCUGGGUUUGCGUCUGCCGCUGGAGAUGCUGGUCAUCUGGCUAGUUUGAACAACGAUGGCUCGGGAGCCCCUGAUACGUAUAUACCUUACCUACACAAUCCCGAGGAAGUCCAAGCUUGGAUUCACGAUGCCAUCGCUCUCUUUGUACCAUCUUCCAAGGAUUUGAUCGAAGCUUAUUACUACAAAACUGCAGCCUACAGCUACUACAGCGGCUGCUCUACAGGAGGAGCUCAAGGUUUUGCUUUGGCACAAUAUCACCCAGAACUUUUUGACGGCAUUAUCGCUGGCUGUCCUGGCAACUGGUACUCUCAUCUGGCUCUUUCCUUUCUCUGGAACGCGCAACACGCCGUAGAAAACACAUCGGCGUACCUUCCACAGACCGUACUGAAUUUCACCGGUCAAGCAGUGUUGGAAGCUUGUGAUGCCCAAGAUGGCGUCAAAGAUGGGGUGAUUGGGCAUCCACUUAAGUGUAACUUUUCGAUCGAUUCUCUGGCUUGCAACGCUACCCAAAUACCACGCAACAACAACACUGUCACUUGCCUCACUCCGGAUCAGAUUGUCGCGGCAAAAGCAAUUUACGCUGGACCGAAAGAUUCCGACACAGGGGAAGUACUCUAUCCCGGGUUCGCACACGGCUCGGAGAUCCAAUGGAUCUUACAGGAGGGCUCACUCUCCCAUGAUUUCUCAGUUCCGAUCCUCCAGAAUUUGGUCUACGGUAACCUCAGUUAUAACGCCUCAGCCUUCAAUUGGACAAGCGAUGUAGCAGAUGUGGAUACAAAUGCUGGAGCUUUCAUUGAUGCAAUCAGUGCGAACCUCACUGCUUUCCGCGAUCGAGGCGGCAGAUUGCUCGUCUAUCAAGGCUGGGCUGACCCCUUCAAUGCCCAGACAUGGCCGAUUCAACACUACGAGGAUGUUCAAUCUUUCUUCGACGACGAUAUUUCGGACUUCUACAACGUUUUCAUGAUACCUGGCGGUGGACACUGUGGUGCUGCAUCGUUCUACCCUCAAGUGCCCGCGACAUAUCACACAGUACCUGCGUUAAUGGAUUGGGUUGAGAGAGGAGAGAAGCCUGAGGAAGUGUUAACUACAAAACCCACAAACGGAGAGACAAGAAGCAGAAAGCUUUGCGCUUGGCCAAAGGCUGCGAUUUAUGUGCAAGGAAAUACCGACGAUUGGAAAUCAUACGUUUGCGAGUAG
Molecule: messenger RNA, 1491 nt
Organism: Aureobasidium pullulans EXF-150
Lineage: Eukaryota; Fungi; Ascomycota; Dothideomycetes; Dothideales; Saccotheciaceae
Product: tannase and feruloyl esterase
Exons: 2
Coding region: 1-1491 (496 amino acids)
Source: RefSeq, a predicted model, not a curated record